Messenger RNA from Carassius carassius (crucian carp), 4248 nucleotides. Its product is annotated as ubiquitin carboxyl-terminal hydrolase 48-like. Gene Ontology annotation, biological process: protein deubiquitination. Gene Ontology annotation, molecular function: cysteine-type endopeptidase activity; cysteine-type deubiquitinase activity; protein binding. The record is from RefSeq and is a predicted model, not a curated record. Gene Ontology annotation, cellular component: nucleus; cytosol. NCBI's taxonomy places the organism in Eukaryota, Metazoa, Chordata, Actinopteri, Cypriniformes, Cyprinidae. Bases 332 to 3553 code for a protein of 1073 amino acids. The transcript has 27 exons.
CGUACGUCUCAUAGAAGUUUGAAACUGACGAAGGGACAAAAAUAUUUAUAUAAAAGCCGACGCAAGGGCGCUAAAUACAAACGUACCAUCAAUAAAGUGUGAUUUAAAAUUCCUAUAUUUAUGAAAGCAUCUUCACAGUCAAGAAUCUCUUGGUAAAUUCACGCCAGUUGCAUUUAUUUAAUGAAAAUAAGUCGAGAGCUAGCUGCUAGCAUGCUAACUGCGCAGCUUUAGCAGUCUCCAUCAAAUCAUUGACUGUUAUUGUGUUUACUAUAGAUUUAUAAAACAAUACAGCUGUGCUGAGCCCGUAAAACGCCGUAUUUAUUUUUGACGAAUGGCUCCUCGGUUGCAGCUGGAAAAAGCUGCUUGGAAGUGGGCAGAGACGGUCAAACCAGAGGACAUCACACAUGAACAUAUUGAGUUAGCUUAUAGGAUUGCCGUGCUGGCAUGCAAAAGGGGGACAUGCAGGAGGAACUGUAAAGGAAAUCCUAAUUGUCUGGUUGGUAUUGGGGAGCAAUCAUGGUUGGGAGAAAUCGAUGAAAAUGCCUUCCACAGCAUCGAUGACCCAAAUUCAGAAAGACGAGAUAAGAACACAUUUGUGGGCCUGACGAAUCUUGGUGCCACAUGUUACGUGAACACGUUCCUCCAGGUGUGGUUCCACAAUUUGGAGCUUCGCAGAGCCUUAUACCUGUUUCAGAAUUCCAGAGCAGAAGGGCACAACACGGAUUCAGAUUAUGAACCACGGACGAUAUGUGAACAUCUCCAGUAUCUGUUUGCAUUGCUACAGAACAGCAACAGACGGUAUAUCGACCCCUCGGAGCUGGUGAAGGCUCUUGGGCUCGACACAGGACAACAGCAGGAUGCUCAGGAAUUCUCCAAACUCUUCCUCUCACUUCUCGAAGACACACUUUCAAAGCAGAAGGACCCAAAUCUACAAAAUGUCAUCCAACAGCAGUUCUGUGGACAGUUCUCUUAUGUUACAGUAUGCAACAAAUGUGGACGAGAGUCUCCUCUACCGUCACGCUUUUAUGAGCUAGAGUUGAACAUUCAAGGACACAAAAACCUCACGGAGUGUGUUACAGAGUUUCUUAAGGAGGAGAAGCUGGAAGGUGAUAAUCGCUACUAUUGCGAGAGCUGUCAGAGUAAACAGAAUGCCACGCGUCGGAUCAAGCUCCAGAGUCUUCCCCGCACACUCAAUUUUCAGCUCAUGCGUUUUGUUUUUGAUAGGCGAGUAGCAUAUUUCAUCAAUUAUCAGACCUGUUACCAAAUAUUUUAUAGACAUUUUAAUAAUUUCUUUCUCUGUUUUUAUAGGCAAAGUGGUCAUAAAAAGAAGCUCAACACCUUUAUUAGUUUUCCUGAAGUUCUUGACAUGGGGCCAUUUUUGGAAGGAAAAGAAGAGGUGUGUACAUAUGAGCUCAGUGCGGUGUUGAUUCAUCGUGGCGUGAGUGCAUACUCUGGACACUACAUCGCUCAUGUAAGAGACGCCCACACUAAUGACUGGUACAAAUUCAAUGAUGAAGAGAUCGAGAAAAUGGAGGGCAAGAAACUUCAGCUGGGCAUUGAGGAAGACAUCGCCGAGACCGCCAAGUCUCAAACCCGAAAGCCAAAAUGUAGCAAAGGCUAUCACUGUUCGAGGAACGCGUACAUGUUAGUGUAUAAACGACAGACAGAAGAGAUUGAACAAACAGAAACUAACGUUGAAGUACCAGCUUUCCUCCAGAAGCUGGUUGACCAGGACAACAAGAAGUUUGAGGAGUGGUGCAAUGAAAUGGCAGACAUGCGAAAGCAGAGUGUUGACAAAGGCAAAGCCAAACAUGAGGAGGUGAAGGAGCUCUACGAAUUGUUACCCACGGAAGACGGCCUGUCGUAUGAGUUUGUGCCUCUGGAGUGGCUCAAGAAAUGGCUUGAUGACUCCACGUCCAUCAAGGAAAUUGACAACAGCCAGUUCCUGUGCUCCCACGGCAAACUGCACCCAGACAAGAUCGGAGAGGUCAAAAGAAUAUCUUCGAAGGCCGCUGAUCUUCUUUUCAGCCGCUACGGAGGCGUUUCUAGACUAGGCCAGUCCUCUCUCUGCAGAGACUGUGUCACUCAGCGAUGUCGGGUGAUCAGACUGAAGAACCAGCUGAAUGAAGACUACAGAGAGGUCAUGAAUCUUGUCAAAACUUCCCUGAAAAGUGAUGAAUCAGGUUUCUGGAUCGGUAAGGCUUCUCUAAGGAGCUGGAGACAGUUGGCAUUAGACCAGCUAGAGGAAGACGAGGAGGAAACCAAACACAACAACAGCAAAGUUAACGGAGAGAAAAGUAGCAGUGCGGCAGCUAAAGCCGAUGGAGUUAAAGGAGAUAAUGAAGACAGGGAUGGUGAAGAGAUGAAGAACUUUAAUGAAGACAUUCUCUGUUAUCAUGGUGGUCUGAAUAUACUAGAGAAUGACAGGCGGCUGGUUUCUGCUGAGGUGUGGAAUAAACUGCGGAUGUAUUUCCCCAAAGCUCCAGAAUUCACGCAAAAUAACGAGGCCUGUCAGCAAUGCAUGAGGCUGGAAAGAGAAGGGAAAGAAAAUGAGGCUUUGAAUAGAAUGAUGGCAAACGAACAAAAGAGCUCCCUGCUCAACCUCUUCCAGGAGAAGAAUCGGCCCACACUGCAGAAAUGGCCACAGGAGACAGAUGUUCUGUAUGUUGUACCCCUUUACUUUGUAGAUGAAUGGAGGAAAUUUAUCAGGAGGCCAGCAAAGAGCAACCCAGUGUCCAAUGUGGGGAACAGUCUCCUGCUCUGUCCUCACGGAGGCUUCAUGUUCACAUAUGACUCCAUGCUGCAAGGAGACGCUCAGCAUAUAGCACUUCUCUGGCCUGAUGAAUGGGAGGUGAUCAGCAAAAUGUUUCUGGUGGACCAGGCCAUCUCCAUAUGUCGGAUUCAUGACAAAACACAAGACAAUGGCAAUGUCCUAUACCAGACUCAUCCAGAUCUGUGUCGGGAAUGCAGAGAAGGCUUCAUAUUCCAGCAGCAGAGGGACAUGAGGGAGUACGCACAGGCCACGGUGUAUGUCCGCAAAGUCACGGACAAGAAAAGGGAAUCAGCUCCUGAGUUCAGUGUGAGUGGGUCAGAUGUAGAAGACGAAAGGGAAGAGCCAAAGAUGGAUGGAGAGAAAGAUCCAGACUUCAGUCAGUCUGAGGUUGGAGCCAAACGGCAGAAGCUGGAUGAGAGCACCUCUCUUUCUAUGGUCCCUGUGAACGCCGCUUCCAAGUCAGGCAUCAGGAGGAGCACAAGGCACAGGAAACUCCGUGGGGAGAAAGCCCUCAUAGUCUCUGCCAACCAGACACUCAAGGAGCUGAAGAUCCAGAUCAUGCAUGCAUUCUCUGUGGCUCCAUUCGACCAAAACCUCUCCAUAGACGGACGCUGUUUAACAGAUGACUCCGCCACACUAGGAAGUCUUGGAGUCAUCCCAGAGAGCAUCAUUUGCCUUAAGGCUGAUGAACCCAUUGCUGAUUAUGCUGCAAUGGAUGAUGUUUAUCAAGUCUGUAUGCCUGAAGAAGGAUUUAAAGGCACUGGGCUGUUAGGACACUGAGUGAGGCUCCAGAUGUGGAACAAUGCUGACGAUGUCUGAGCAAGGAUAAAGCUUGAAUUACACAUAGAUGUUCAUUCUUGGGAAGUCUUUUUAUUUUCUUUUUUGGUUUUAUUUUUUAUUUUGUUGUUGAAUGUUGCAACAACUCAAAAGUGUCAUUUUGCUUUAAAACAUCAUGCUCGCUUUUAAUAUUGAAAGAUGUUGAUGCAUUCUGCAAGAUUUUGUGGUCGUACUUAACAUGACUGUGAAAAAUACGGGUCGAGAUUUCCUUAAAGGACGUUCCAUUUCAAGGAAAAUAAGAAUUCCUCCUUGUUUGUUGCAAUGUCAUGUUCAGAGAUUAUGGUCUGAUCAUAUUUUGUGUGUAAAACAGUAAGUCUCUGUAAAUUCUUUGUUGAAAAGAAGCUUGUGAUGGCACUGCAAUAGAGCUCGUACAUAUUUAAGAAUGCAUGAGCAACUUGAAUAUUAAAAAAAUAUUUAGUCUUUGUUUCGUUAAAGUAAAUAACCUCAUCAAAAUACCGAAGUGGAGAGGCGCCUAAAAAGAUGAGGAUAAAUAAGACACAUUUCCAGAAGUGGGAAAUAUUACAGCAUUGCUAAAUAGUUUAGACAUGUUCUGCUACUUGAAAUAUAAAGCAGGCAUUUGUGUGAACUUUUCUGUAUGUUCUUUCAUAUGGGCAAUAAAUAUUCUUUUUACAUCUUCA